This is a messenger RNA of Myotis brandtii (Brandt's bat), 6599 nucleotides long. It is a transcript of the gene CASP8AP2, whose product is annotated as caspase 8 associated protein 2. Gene Ontology annotation, cellular component: mitochondrion; PML body. The record is from RefSeq and is a predicted model, not a curated record. Gene Ontology annotation, molecular function: transcription corepressor activity. Bases 341 to 6334 code for a protein of 1997 amino acids. The transcript has 11 exons. Gene Ontology annotation, biological process: extrinsic apoptotic signaling pathway via death domain receptors; Fas signaling pathway. NCBI's taxonomy places the organism in Eukaryota, Metazoa, Chordata, Mammalia, Chiroptera, Vespertilionidae.
GAGACCUCGCUGUACCGAAAGGAUUCCGGGCUGUGUUGGGCCGGACCGGGUGGGUAAGUUGCUGGCUGGGUCCGGUCCGUCCAGCGCUGUCGGGAAAGAGGCUGCCUGGGAGGUCAUACCGCGAGCGGAGGCCGGCGGCGUGCCGAGAGCCGGGGACUCGAAGAGAGCGGCGGAGUCGGGGAGGGGUGGGUGCGCCUGAUGUCCGGGGCCCGCAGGGAGCCCGGUUCCCGUCGCCCUCGGUUGCAGCUUCUGGGCUCGCGUUCGCGUCCCUCUUGUCCCUGGAGGAGGGUCCAGGCUGGUGCUGGGGCGAGCAUGGCAACUAUCAAAAGGAAAUAGGAUCAUGGCAGCAGAUGAUGAAAAUGGUGAUGGAACAAGUUUAUUUGAUGUCUUCUCAGCUUCUCCUCUUAAAAAUAAUGAUGAAGGUUCUCUGGACAUAUAUGCUGGGUUGGACAGUGCUGUUUCUGAUAGUUCUUCCAAGUCCUGUGAACCAUCCAGAAAUUGUUUGGAUUUGUAUGAAGAAAUUCUUACUGAAGAAGGAACUGCAAAGGAGGCAACAUAUAAUGAUUUGCAAAUAAAAUAUGGAAAAUGUCAGCUACAAAUGAAAGAGCUGAUGAAAAAGUUUAAGGAAAUACAGACACAGAAUUUCAGCUUAAAAACUGAAAACCAGUCUCUUAAGAAGAAUAUUUCGGCACUUAUCAAAACUGCUAGAAUGGAAAUACACCGCAAGGAUGAAGAAAUUAGUAGCCUUCACCAAAGAUUGUCUGAGUUUCCACAUUUUCGAAAUAAUCGUAAAACUGCAAGGACGUCAGAUAUAGUUAAAACAAAAGACUUUACAUCCAGACCUCCCCAUUUGGAUGAUUGUGCAAAGACUGAUCACAAGGUGCAAUGUGAUAUUUCUAAAGAUGGACAUCAUAGCACUUCACUCCCAAACAUCGAAAAGGAAGUAAAACCGCAUUUGGAAAAAAAAAGCACUUUGCAUUUGCCUUCAUCUAUUGAAAAACACUGCACCAAUGGCAUUUGGUCACGUUCCCAUUAUCAGGUUGGUGAGAGUAGCUCAAGUGAGGAUAAUAGAAGAGGGAAGAAAGAUAGUGGAUAUAGCUAUUAUAGUAGAGGAACUGAUAGAAUACGAAAAGACUUAAACACUAGCUGUGGUGAUGGUGAACCAAGGAACUCAGAGGCCAGUCCAAGGCUACAAGGACGUUCUGAGAAAUAUGGUAAAAGUGAAUCAAAGACUGAAAGCAAAAAUUCAAAGUUUAAAAGUAACACAGAUUUGGAUUAUAAAAAUGAACGCUUUGGCUGUUCCUGGCAGAAGGAGACCUUUAGAGAGAGGUCACAUACUCGAGUAGAAUCUCAGAGCGAUAGAAAACUAGAGAGGCAAAGUGAAAGAUCACAAAAUAUAAAUAAAAAAGAACUUAAAUCACAAGACAAAGAAGAAAGAAAAGUUGAUCAAAAACCCAAAUCAGUAGUAAAAGACCAAGAUUAUUGGCGAAGGUCUGAACGAGUAUCAUCUCUUCCUCAUUCUAAGAAUGAAAUAAAAUCUCAUAAUUCAAGUAAAUACCAUCUAGAAGACAGAAGAGACAGGGAAGAUGGUAAAAGAGACCGGGGUGUAAGUAAUCAUAGUUUUCAAGAAGGAAGAUGUUCAUCCUCCCUUUCAACCAGUAGAACUCACAAACACAUUGACCCCAAGGAAGUUGAUGCUGUGCACCAAAGGGGAAAUACACCUUUAGAAGCAGAAAGGCAUAGAACUGAAGAUAAGAGGAAAAGAGAACAAGAAAGCAAAGAAGAAAACAGGUAUAUGAGAAGUGAAAAAAGAACAUCUAUGGGACAUUUGCAGAAGAUUAACAAAGAAACCAAGCAAACCACUACUGAUUUAAAGAGACAGAAUGGACUGAAAAAUGAUAAAGGUGAAGUUUCUAAUAAUGAUGUUUCUGAACGCACAGAUAAUAAAGACCUUGCAAUUAAAGCCGAGAGUGGUCCAAAUGAAACAAAAAACAAAGACUUAAAGUUGAGUUUUAUGGAAAAAUUGAACUUAACUCUUUCUCCUGCUAAAAAGCAGCCUAUUCCUCAGAAUAAUCAGCAUAAAAUAACCAAUACUCCCAAAUCCAGUGGCAUAUGUGAUUUAGAGUCCUUGGUACAGGAUAAAACAGUGAUAUGUGUUCCCUCUGUGAGUGAACAUAUCACAGAGGAAACCAAAUCAAAGUUAUUGGAACCAGAAGAUGCUCUUGCAACAGCAUCAUCUGAACCCAGGACCAGUAUUCUGGAAAGGAAAACGGAAGAAGAAAAUAGUUUGUUAAUUAAAUCUGUUGAGAAUACUACGCAGUGUGACUUGCCCAUUUGUGGUACAGAGACUUCUUCUUCAGUACCUGUGGAAAUGGAACAAGCAGGAUCUUUGUUUCCUUCAGCAGCAGAAAUGGAACAAACCAUUAAUGGUACAAGGACAGCAGUACCUGUGGCACUGGACAUACUACAAACAAAUGUUUCUCAAAACUUUGGCAUGGAAUUGGAUACCAAAAGAAAUGACAGUUUAAAUUUGUGUAAUAUUUCUGAAGUUACGGAAAUGAAGGAGGCUUUUUCAACAAAAGUUGCCAAAUCCAAUGAAAGCAUUUUGCAGCCUUCAAUUGAAAAAGCUGACAUUUUGCCAGUAGUCCUUUCAGAAGUUGGUAAUCCAAAGUUCGAGCCUUCUCUUGUAGAAACACCACUGGUUGAGAGUGAGUCUUGUCAUCUGGAGCCUUGUUUACCUAAAGAGACUCUAAAAUCUUCACUUCAGCAUACUGAGUUAAUGGACCACAAAAUGGAAAUUGGUGAAACAAACUCAGUAUAUAAUGAUGAGAAUUCGGUUCUGAGCAUUGACCUUAAUCACCUAAGACCUAUUCCAGAAAUCAUUAGUCCUCUGAGUAGUCCAGUGAGACCUGUAGCAAAAGUACUUAGAUUGGAAAGCCCCUCUCGAGUUCCAUUAUAUAACAAUCAUAAAGAUGUGUUUCCACCAAAUUCAGCUCAUUCCACCUCCAAGAGUCAGUCUGAUCUCAACAAGGAAAAUCAAAAGCCCAUUUGCAAGUCUGACAAAUUUACAGAGGCAGACUCUCAUAAGAAUUCAUCUUUAGUUGAAUUAGAAGAAGGAGAAAUUAUAAGCGACAGUGAAAACUCUAAACUACAAAAUGGUUUUGAAGAAAUUGCCAAACCUAGAGCUUCUACUGAAGGGCAGAACAGAAAAACUAGUCCAGGAAAUAAGAAAAGUACUGUGCAUUUGGAUAAAGACAAAAGGAAAACAUCUAUGAAAGUUCAACAGACCAAAAGGAAUUGGAAUAAGAGACAGAGUGAAUCUAGCAGGUCUUCAAAAACAGAGAAAAAAGAUAAGACAAUGAGCACCUCCGUUCUGGAAAAAAUAGUUCCAAUUAUUGCUGUACCUUCUUCUGUACCAGAGGUUAUGCACAUGUUACGAAUGAUAAGAAAACAUGUAAGGAAAAACUACAUGAAAUUCAAGAUUAAAUUUCCAUUAAAACAAUUUCAUAGAAUUAUUGAGUCAGCAAUUUUGAGUUUUACAUCACUCAUUAAACACCUUGACUUAUCCAAAAUCUCUAAGUCAGUGACUACUUUACAGAAGAAUCUUUGUGAUGUUAUAGAAUCCAAACUUAAGCAAGUUAAAAAGAAUGGCAUAGUGGAUCGGUUAUUUGAACAACAACUACCAGAUAUGAAAAAGAAAGCAUGGAAAUUUGUAGAUGAACAACUUGAUCAUUUAUUUGCAAAGCUUAAGAAAAUCUUAAUAAAGUUUUGUGGUUUCACAAACUUUGGCAGUGAUAGUGAUGAAGGGAAAUUGGACAAAAGUAAAGAAAAACUACAAUAUUCAAAUUGUCAGAAGGGGAAUAUGGUCAACUCCAGCAAAGAAAUGCCGAAAAAGAAAUCCUCAAAAUCAGAAGAUUCUUAUUACAGGGACUCACUAGGAUGUAAAAAAUCUGAGGUGAAAAAGAAAUCCUCAAAAUCAGAAGAUUCUAUUUAUUACAGGGACUCACUAGGAUGUAAAAAAUCUGAGGACAAACAUCAAGACCAAAAUAACUCUGAAAUUAACACAUUAAAGAAUGACAUUAAAAAAAGCUUUAACACUUGCUUUGAUAAUAAUAUUAAAUGCCCUCAAUCUGAAGAGCAUUCCUUGGAACUGAACUGUCCGAGCACCCCAAAGCCAGGAAAAAUGGAAGGCACCACUAUAGAGGAUACACAGACAUCCCAGCAUGCAGCUUUGAAGCCAGAACGCUGUUUUGAGAUUCUUACUGAACAGCAAGCAUCUAGCCUCACUUUUAAUUUAGUGAGUGAUGCACAGAUGGGUGAGAUAUUUAAAAGUUUGUUGCAAGGUUCUGAUCUUUUGGACAACAGUGUUAACUGUAAUGAAAAAAGUGAGUGGGAGUUAAAGACUCCAGAGAAACAGCUGUUAGAGAGUCUUAAGUGUGAAUCUAUACCAGCUUGUACAACAGAAGAGCUAGUUUCAGGGGUGGUUUCUCCAUGUCCUAAAAUGAUUAGUGAUGAUAAUUGGUCAUUAUUAUCAUCUGAGAAAGGCCCAUCUCUGUCUUCAGGGCUGUCGUUGCCAGUUCAUCCUGAUGUGUUGGAUGAAAGUUGUAUGUUUGAAGUCUCCACUAACAUAGCUUUAAGUAAAGAUAAUGUAUGCAGUUCAGAAAAGAGCAAGCCCUGCAUUUCUUCCAUCCUGCUUGAAGAUUUAGCAGUAUCUUUAACAGUACCAUCACCUCUGAAGUCGGAUGGUCAUCUCAGUUUUUUAAAGCCUGAAGUUUUGUCUAGUUCAACUCCUGAAGAGGUUAUUAGUGCCCAUUUUAGUGAAGACGCCUUACUUGAGGAAGAGGAUGCAUCGGAACAAGAUAUUCACUUAGCUCUGGAGUCUGAUAAUUCGAGCAGUAAAUCAAGUUGUUCUUCAUCAUGGACAAGCCGGUCUGUUGCUCCAGGCUUUCAGUACCACCCUAAUCUACCCAUGCAUGCUGUCAUAAUGGAAAAGUCCAAUGAUCACUUCAUUGUGAAAAUACGGCACACAGCACCACCUACUCCCUCCAGUCUUAUACAGAAUAUGGUGGCUGGUGAGUCAUUGACAUCUUUGCCCAGAGUGGGAAAGGAAACUGAUGAAGCAGCAGAGAAGGAAUGUAUUUCAUGUCAGAACACAGUUUUUAAAUCUGUGGAAGAAUUGAAACAUUCCAACGAAAAUGUUGACAGCAGUAAAUCAGCUCAUGAAGAACAGGGUUGUAUGAUACAAACACAGGUUCCUGAUAUAUAUGAAUUCCUUAAAGAUGCUUCUGGUAAAGUGGAUCAUAGUAAUGAAGUGGCUGAUCAGUGCUUCAAGUUGCAUCAAGUAUGGGAACCAAAAGUGCCUGAAAGCAUUGCAGGAUUGCCUGCCAUGGAAGAAAUUCCACAUUCUGUCGAGGGUCAUCUUCCAAACACAUAUGUAGACCUCACAAAAGAUCCAGUCACUGAGACUAAAAACUUGGGGGAAUUCAUAGAAGUAGGAGUUUUAAACAAUCAGUUGGGAUGUUCUGGUAGCAAUUUGGAUCAAAAUGCUCAGAUAUUAGACAGUGUGCAGCCCGAUACUGUAGAUGCUUUUAUUGAUUUGACGCAAGGUGUUUCAAAUGAGAGUAAAAGUGAAGAUAACCAUCCUGCUUUAGCUGUUGGACACUUGGAGUGUGAGGUGUUUUGUGUAGAUGAAGGUAACUGUAAGGAAAAAAAGGUGCAAGUGGCAAACGAGUCUUUGGAAUGCAUGGUUGUGGAAAGCUGUAUUGAUUUGACCUCAGACUCUCCCAGUUCAUGUGAAAUAAAAAAGGAUGAUUUAAAAUCAGAACCGGAAUCAAAUUCUGAUAAUUUAGAGUUGCCUGUGGCUUUGGAUAAUGCUCACAAAAAGAGGAAAAAACUUUCUAAUCUAAAUCAUUCUUGUCAGAAAAAACAGAGAAAGGAAACGGACUUAAUCAGUAAGGAAAGGACCAAGAAAAUUACCCAAAAUUCUGGUGAGAAUGGAGAAGCUCACCAAAGGAAAGCCAGUAAGAAAAAGGCCCCUACAGUGAUGAAAGAUCCUUCAUCAUUAAAGGCAAGCCCCAGGAUUAAGGACCACCCGUCAGCAGCAUCUGGCACUUCUGUAAACCUUUCUGCAAAGAAUAUUAUUAAAAAGAAAGGAGAAAUUGUAGUUUCAUGGACAAGAAAUGAUGACCGGGAAAUUUUAUUGGAGUGUCAGAAAAGCGGGCCAUCAAUAGAAACAUUUUCUUAUGUAGCUGCCAAGUUGAAUAAAGAUUCAUCUCAGGUCUCAGAAAGAUUCCAGCAACUAUUGAAGCUCUUUGAAAAGUCAAAAUGCAGAUAGUUGCUGAAUUCCUUGGAGUCUCAAUUGAUACUGCAUACUACACAGAAGCUUGGAAUUCCUCAUGUUUUAAAUGGGGAUGUAGAGGGCAGUUUUAUGACAUGGAUUACUAGAUUAUCUACAUUUGUUAUUAAUUGCUGACUCUUUACUCUCAAGUCAGCUUGUUCCAGUCAUCAGUAUGAUUUGCUUAUCUCUUAUUAGUCAAGAAACUUAUUUUUAAACAGGUUAGAAUUUGUUAUUAAGAUAAAAGCAACAACAAUAUAAUAUU